Molecule: messenger RNA, 507 nt
Organism: Adineta ricciae
Lineage: Eukaryota; Metazoa; Rotifera; Eurotatoria; Adinetida; Adinetidae
Source: the annotation of a GenBank genome assembly
AUGAGUUUAAUUUGUGCAUUCAAACAAUUAUCAUUAAUCCUUCCAAUGCCGGCAGAUGCUUAUGUGCUAAACGAAAUUUCCAUGCAAUCUUGUAUUGAUAAAUAUGUUGAUGACUCAAUAUCCACGAACUCUGAUAUGGUAGAUGAAGCUAAGUUAGAUUGUCGAUGUAAAAAUGAAAAAUCUUGGAAAACCAAUCGUAUUUAUCAUCGUGCUUCACAAAAAUCUGCGAAGAUAAUUAAGCAUGGCCUUUCAUAUAUGAACAAACCGUUUGUAAUCAGUUCAACAGUACGAAUUGGACAUUGUUCGAAAUUACCCAAAUCUAACGAACUCGCACGCAAAUCAAAGAAUAAACAACGUCUUCUUCGACAACAAUUGGAAGAACAAGUUCAAGCAUUAGAAUCCAAACAGGAUGAUUUACUUUUGCAAGUCCAAGACUUAAGCUCAUACAAAUAUCAGCUUGAAGUCAAAUGCCGAGAAAAUAAUUCGACUUAUCGUUCGAGCUUUUGA